CGUUUUUGCCUACCACGUCAAUCGUCAAAAGGCAGACAGCAUACCACCUGCAUUCAAAAGUAACGACCGUCACGAUGUCAGCUACAUCUCGCUCAGAAGCUCGCCGCAAAGCUAUUCUCAACAGAGGAACUGACCGCCUGAAGAAACUGACCUCGUCUGCACGCGGAGAAGAUGCUCCUUAUUUGAAUGCUGAUAACUCUCCAAGAGGUGCUACUGCUAGUUUUGUGGGCGAGGAGCCGACCAUGCCUCCCUCAGAUAUGCCUCCUCCAUACUCUUUUGGGGAUGUAGGUCUUGGUGGAGCAGCACCCAACCCUUCCGUUUGGUCAGAGGAGCAACAGAGCCAGUUCCUCCAAGCUCUUAUGGGUGGCGCAGCCAAUGCUCCACCAUUUCCUCAACCUCAGAUCUCGGCUGCGGCCUCCAAUGGAGCAACUGCACCUUCUCCAGAUGAUCCUUUGGCCGCUAUAAUGAAUUCCUUGCAGCAAAUGGACCCGUCUCGUGGCGGCGCUGCUGGAAAAGUACCCGCUCCCCUCGCGCCCGCAAAGCCACCCUCGAUCGUGCAGAAGUUCACGCCCUUGCUGCACAUCCUGUGUGCAUGGUGUAUUCUGGCAUUUUUUGUGCUUUUCAAAGAGCCUCAAACUUUCGUUGAGCGCAGUGGUGGUGUGUCUGAUACUUUCUGGAAACGUUGGGCAGAGCUUGCCUGGAGAAGCUCUAGCAUAGAAGGCUGGGGAGUGCAGUUCGUGCCGUUCAUGUGGGCUUUCAUGACUGUGCAAGUCAUGCUCCACUCGAUACGUAUAUUCAUGGGAAAUAACCAAGUGCGGCCCCCAACUUUGUUGGCGCUAGCUCUGCCUCAUUUACCCCCGCCAUUCCCAUCCAUCAUUACGAAUGGCCUGCGCUACAUCCAGAUGGGAGGCGCAAUUCUUGAUGAUUUAUCGGCAAUUGUAUUCGGGAUUGGGAUGGUUAUCUUGAUCGCAGGAUGGUUCGCUGGAUGA
Molecule: messenger RNA, 989 nt
Organism: Suillus paluster
Lineage: Eukaryota; Fungi; Basidiomycota; Agaricomycetes; Boletales; Suillaceae
Exons: 4
Coding region: 75-989 (304 amino acids)
Biological process (GO): retrograde vesicle-mediated transport, Golgi to endoplasmic reticulum
Source: RefSeq, a predicted model, not a curated record